Clavispora lusitaniae ATCC 42720 is the source of this 1752-nucleotide messenger RNA. RefSeq names its product Signal peptide peptidase family protein. The record is from RefSeq and is a predicted model, not a curated record. Gene Ontology annotation, biological process: membrane protein proteolysis. Gene Ontology annotation, cellular component: membrane; lumenal side of endoplasmic reticulum membrane; cytoplasmic side of endoplasmic reticulum membrane. Lineage: Eukaryota; Fungi; Ascomycota; Pichiomycetes; Serinales; Metschnikowiaceae. Gene Ontology annotation, molecular function: aspartic endopeptidase activity, intramembrane cleaving.
AUGGCCUUCAGAUUCCAGAACUUCUUCCUUCUUGGUGGCCGCCGCGUGUCGCGUGUCGCGCCAAACCAUCCCAUCACCACAAUGUCGCAACUCCAUCUUUCCAUGGCCACCGUCAACUCCACCUUCGCCGAGCUCUCAUUGGCUGACCGUGUGGCCUUGUAUCUUCCCCACGUGAUCUACUCGCUGCCCUUGCCGCCUCAGUUCGUUGCAGCAGCGCUUACUGUGGUGUCAGCAACCGCACUAGUGAUUGCCGGAUCUUAUGCGACUGUUAGCCAACCCAAAACCGCCGAGGAUCCGUGCGACGACACAGAAAGCCCCUUGUGGGAUGUGACGGACCGCGACGACUGUCCGUUGUAUUUCACUUGCGCAGACGAUAUUCUGGGCGUGGAUAGCGACGUCUUGGGCGCCAAAUCGGUGGCAGCGCUCGUGGUCGCGGCGGCGGCGGCGUUGAAAGCGCUCGACUAUGUGCUCCGGCACUUUGGCGUGUCUGUUCUUCGCUUCCUCAACUACUACGUUGUGGCCGUCACUCUCUUCAGCGGCACUGUAACGUUACAGUGGUUCCUAGGUGUCUUGCUGCGCAACGUGGCCUACGCCUGUGGCCUUCCGGGCAACCUGAGCUUCUUCUUCGGCCGCUUGCGGCUUAGCGUCGCCCGCGAGGACCGUUUGCCCUUGGGCAUGGCCGAGGACAUGGACGAGCAGAAACUCGACGCCGAAUUGGGCGAUUUCCAGGCCUACGAGCACUGGAUGCGCCGCCACAACGGCGUGCGGGUGCUCCGGCCGCAGCAGUCGCACCGCACAACGUCUGUGGUUGUGGACGGGCGUCUCGCCGUUGCAUUUCCGGCCGCUGUGGCGUUGCUGGCGCUUUUCUAUGCGCACAACGCGCAGCUCUCGUCGUACGGCCUUCCGCGGCUCAACUGGCUCAUCAACAACGCGGUCGCUGGCGUUCUUGCCGUCUGCGGCUGCCGCCAGAUCCGCGCCGGCACGUUCCGCACGGCGCUGCUUUUGCUUGCGGCGCUUUUCGUCUACGACGUCUACUUUGUGUUUGGCUCGACCGCCAUGGAGGCCGUGGCGGCCGGCGUCGAUGCGCCGCUCCGGCUUGUCUUCCCGCAGCGGCCCGCCGCGUUGCUUUCGUGGGCCCAGGCGCAGCUGUGCACGUUCAAAGACUUGGAUGGGCCGGCCACCAUUCUCGGGCUUGGCGACAUCGUGGUGCCCAGCGUGCUUUCGUCGCUCUGUCUCCGGUACGACAUUGCCCAGUUCUACAGGCAGCGGGCGCCGCUUGCCUUCCAUCGUCUUCGCAGCGUGGGCACGCCAGUGUACUUUUGUGCCAGUGUAGCGGCGUACGCUGCUGCCGUAGGAACAACCAUUGCGGCGUCGCAGUGGAGCCGGCGCGGCCAGCCGGCGCUUUUGUACAUUGUUCCGAUGAUGGGUGGCGCCAUAUUGGGCACGGCGUGGUGGCGCGGCGAAACCGAGGGCCUUGCGGCAUACUCCGAAGAAAUGGUGCCUUAUGAAGGUGCGACCGAAGACGCCACCGAAGGUUCGGCCGGCGGCUGUUUGCAGGACGGCGCUUCGGUGCAGGCGGGCACCAUUUACGAGUUCGACGACAACGAAACAGACGACACGUAUGUGAUCGAAGACGACACGGCCGACGACGAAGACACGGACGACAACGACACGGACAACGACACCGACACGGACGACAACACCAACUUGGGCUUGGAGAUCCACACGUUGCUCUUGGACCUAAUGGGGUAA